Penicillium malachiteum is the source of this 1113-nucleotide messenger RNA. Its product is annotated as isocitrate dehydrogenase (NAD(+)) IDH2. Gene Ontology annotation, molecular function: magnesium ion binding; NAD binding; isocitrate dehydrogenase (NAD+) activity. The transcript is spliced from 7 exons. Lineage: Eukaryota; Fungi; Ascomycota; Eurotiomycetes; Eurotiales; Aspergillaceae. Bases 1 to 1113 code for a protein of 370 amino acids. The record is from RefSeq and is a predicted model, not a curated record. Gene Ontology annotation, cellular component: mitochondrion. Gene Ontology annotation, biological process: isocitrate metabolic process; tricarboxylic acid cycle.
AUGCUUGCUGCCAGAAACUUCUCCGCUGCUCGUCAGUGUCUGCGAACUGUUCGCGCUACUCCUAGUUUCGUGGCCCCCGUGUCGCAGAUUCGCGGUUAUGCUGCCUCUGCCGAUGAUGCCGUCGCCAAGUUCAAGGGUCAGAAGGGCUCCGAUGGCAAGUACACUGUUACUUUGAUUGAGGGUGACGGUAUUGGUCCUGAGAUCUCUCAGUCUGUUAAGGAUAUUUUCGAGGCUGCGAAGGCCCCUAUCAAGUGGGAGCCUGUCGAUGUUGGCCCCAUCCUGAAGGAUGGCAAGACCGCUAUCCCCGAUGAUGCUAUUCGCAGCGUGGAGAAGAACUACGUCGCCCUUAAGGGUCCUCUCGCUACCCCCGUUGGUAAGGGUCACGUCUCUCUUAACCUGACCCUCCGUCGUACCUUCAACCUACCCCCCUACGAUGGUGUCGACACUGUCCUGAUCCGUGAGAACACGGAGGGUGAAUACUCCGGUAUCGAGCACGUCGUUGUUGAUGGUGUUGUUCAGAGCAUCAAGCUUAUCACCAAGGAGGCCUCCGAGCGUGUCCUGCGUUUCGCCUUCCAGUACGCCGAGUCAAUCAACAAGAAGAAGGUCCGCGUUGUGCACAAGGCCACCAUCAUGAAGAUGUCCGACGGUCUCUUCCUGAACACUGCCCGUGACAUUUCCAAGGACUUCCCCGGUGUCGAGUUCGACGCUGAGCUGCUGGACAACUCUUGCCUGAAGAUCGUCACCGACCCUACUCCCUACAACGACAAGGUUCUUGUCAUGCCCAACCUGUACGGUGACAUUCUCUCCGACAUGUGCGCUGGUCUGAUUGGUGGUCUCGGUCUGACCCCCUCCGGUAACAUUGGUGAUGAGUGCUCUAUCUUCGAGGCCGUUCACGGUUCCGCCCCCGAUAUCGCCGGUAAGGGUCUUGCCAACCCUACUGCUCUGCUUCUGAGCAGUAUUAUGAUGCUGCAGCACAUGGGUCUCCACGACCACGCUGCUCGCAUCCAGAAGGCUACCUUCGACACUCUUGCUGAGGGCAAGGCCCUGACCGGUGACCUUGGUGGUUCUGCUAAGACCCACGAGUACGCCGAGGCUAUCAUGAAGCGCCUGUAA